ACCGUGUAGAGAGAGAAGUAGAAACGGCGAAUACGAAGGUAGAAGAGAGAAAGAGAGAGCGAGCCGCGCUCGCGACGCUCGGCGCCACACGGAUGCAACGAGGCCGCCUACUUACACGCAUGUCUGCGCGCGUGUUCAGUGCGAGCGUCGCAGCACGCAGACAUGCGCACGGCCGGCUGCGAAAACCGGCGUGCAAAAAUCCUCCAAUCGGGAGCAGAGGCGGGAGUCGGUGGGGCAGCCACGUGGUGCUACGGCGACCAAUCGACGUCGCGGCGCUCGCGAAUUUCGAGUCGGUUUCCCGCUCAAGCGCCCCGGUGCUUCUAGUUUGCUAGAACAGGACGGACAACAAGAGGGAAGAAAAUAAAAAAGAAACGAGCGAGAAAGUGCACACGCACGAACAAGGAGAGACAGGAAGGUUAUACGUCGGGUAAAAAGGAGCGAAGAAGAAGGAGGAGGGAAAAAAAAAAAGAAGAGAGAAGAGUGACGAGUUUGCAUCGCAUUGCCGUGCCCUCUCCCUCCCUUGCACCACGAGGGCACGCGAAAUAGCGAAGGAGCAAGAGAGAAAGGAUGAAACUACCGGGUGAUCAGAGAGAGAAGGAAAACCCGCCGAAUGAGCGAGCCCCUCGGACGUCGUAUCGUGGUCUAGCCAAAGAGAGGAGAGCCUGGUAGGAAGGUGCGUCGUAGUCGCAAGGAGAGGCGAGGAGAGAGCGAGAGAGCGAGAGAGAGUCCGGCUGAGUACACGGUGAAUCGUCGAGAGAACGGUCAAACCGCGGCGUCCCUUAAACUUAAAAAAGUUGAAGAGUCGUUUCCGAGAAGACACACCGGUCGUGUUCGUCGUGUGAUCCGUCCGAGAUCGGUCGUCAGCAGUCAUCCUCGUCGGUUUUAGUGUGAUCGAGCUGGGUCCGAGGAACGUAUAUCCACUGCCACCGGAAGCACCGUCAGGUCUGCGUACUAUCGUUGACCGAAGCGAGCGGGAAAUAGAGAGCCGGGUUUCCGAAGGAUAAGGAAGAAACGAAGUAACAAAAGACAGUAGCGGACAGAAACGUUUGAGAAGAUCGUUCAAAGACGUCACGAAAAUAUACCUCCUGUGCCUAUUUCGUUUUGGUGUGCAAGCCCGUGAAAAUCACGCCGAGUAUUACGCAAUUACAAUCGCAUUCGCCCGGAGGACAACCAGAUAGAACAGAUAACAAAGUUGCAAAGGAGAAACCCUGACGAAACCGCACCGCUCUUCGUUUCCUCUUGCGCGAUAGCGAGCAACAGAACACCGACGUCGUCGACUGCGCCGCGGUUACGUGUUUUUUUUUUUUUUUCUCGUCCUGCACAAAGGACACAGUUACGAUCCUCGACGUGUCGAAGCGUGCGGUGUGUCGUCGUUGAGUUCGUCCUUACGGUCCCUGUCGGUGAAUUCGGCCCCCCACCCUCCUUCCUCUUCACCCCUUGAGGUCUCGCAGUGCCCGAAACAUUCGGUCGUCUUCCGUUUUCGCGACGUGAUCGUCCUCGUUUCAACGAAACGGGCCAUCGCCAACAGCAGCGGAUCGUUCGGUCAGCCGCGUGCCAUCCGAGUUGCAAAUAUUUCCUACCACGUGACCGAGACGUAUCUCGGAAAAGCCGUCACCAUAGCGUCCAAGAGCGAGCCAACCAGCAUGUCGAAGCUCUACGUGGGCAACCUGCCGUCGGAUUGUAACGAGAGUGCCCUCAGGCAACUCUUCCAGGAUCACAAUUUGUCGUGCACAACGAUCCUGGUGAAACGUGGAGGCUACGCGUUCGUCGACUGCACCGAUCAGUCCGUGGCGGAUCGUGCAAUCGACAAACUUAACGGAUAUGCCUAUCUCGGAUCGUCGCUUGUUGUGGAGCCAUCCGUAGCCAGUGGACCGAAAAAACGUGGUGCCGGAUCCAAGGUUCUCGUAAGCAAUUUUCCAAGUCACGCCAAAUUGGAGGAUCUCGAGUUGCUGUUUUCGAACUGCGGUCAAGUGCAGUCCAUCGAGAAGUUGUCAUCGCGUGAUCCUAACACACAAACCGCCCUCGUUAGCUAUGAGACGCAAGAACAAGCACAGCUGGCUGUGAACGAGUUUAAUGACCACGAGUACGGCGGUAACGUGCUAAAAGUGGAAAUGUCUACGGCGGAGAGCCGACGAAGAGGCCGCAGCCAGCGCAGCGGCGUCGCCUACUCCGGAGUUUCGGGUUCCGGACGACAGACGGACUUUCCGCUUCGCAUUCUCGUACAAUCUGACAUGGUAGGGGCCAUAAUCGGUCGCCAGGGGUCCACUAUACGUCAGAUUACACAGAUGACACGCGCACGUGUGGAUGUUCAUCGGAAGGACAACGUCGGUUCCCUGGAGAAAGCCAUCACCAUCUAUGGCAAUCCAGAAAAUUGCACGAACGCCUGCAAAAAGAUCCUGGAGGUCAUGCAGCAGGAGGCUAACAGCAUAAACAAGAGCACCGAGAUCACUCUGAAGAUCCUCGCACACAACAACUUGAUCGGACGAAUAAUCGGAAAGGGUGGCACCACGAUCAAGCGAAUCAUGCAAGACACGGACACAAAGAUCACCGUGAGCAGUAUUAACGAUAUCAACAGUUUUAAUCUCGAGCGCAUAAUCACAGUUAAGGGCACCAUCGACAAUAUGAGCAAGGCUGAAUCCAUGAUCUCCAGUAAACUUCGCCAGAGCUACGAGAACGAUUUACAGGCAAUGGCUCCACAAAGCAUGAUGUUCCCCGGCCUGCACCCGAUGGCCAUGAUGUCCACCGCUGGUAUGGGAUACAGCUCACGUGGUCCCGGCUUGUAUGGCUCCGGACCUGCCCCAUAUCCUUACCAGGCUAGCUUGCCAACUCAACAGGGUGUUCCAGCUGCCGACACUCAGGAAACUGCCUUCCUUUACAUUCCUAACAGUAGCGUAGGCGCCAUUAUCGGUACCAAGGGUUCCCACAUUAGAAACAUCAUCAGAUUUUCCGGAGCUAGCGUGAAAAUCGCACCGCUCGAACAGGACAAACCAGCGGAGCAACAAACCGAAAGGAAAGUGACUAUCGUCGGUUCGCCAGAAUCUCAAUGGAAGGCGCAGUAUUUGAUCUUUGAGAAAAUGCGCGAGGAAGGAUUCGUUUCCGGGUCCGAUGACGUCAGACUGACAAUCGAAAUUUUGGUACCAAGCGCUCAAGUUGGCCGAAUCAUCGGCAAAGGCGGACAAAAUGUUAGAGAAUUGCAACGUGUAACUGGAAGUGUCAUUAAGCUAUCGGAACAACAAUCAGCAUCUCCUUCUGCCGACGAAGAGGCCACCGUCCAUAUAAUUGGCCCCUUCUUCUCUGUACAGUCGGCACAGAGAAGAAUUCGCUCUAUGGUCCUGCAGUCUGGUGCACCUGGAGCAGGUGCUGGCUCGCGCGCUGGUCGUGGUAGCAGCCAAGAAGGUGGUUCCCGUACCCGAAGAGACGGAAGCGCCACGUCUCAACAAGGUGGCACAACGACGCAACAGCAUUCGGCUCAGCAGCAAUCGAGCUCCUCGCCAUCCAGCCAGCAACAACCACAAAAUCAGUAACGUCACUGAAACUUACCUGACGCCGACCAACGCCUCACAGAAUCCGUUUUAUUCGCCGGGGUGGCCUCGUCGCUUUGACAUUCUCUCGUCAUGAGGCUACGUGCAACCUCCUUCUCGCGGGGCACGUAUCCUUCAGAGAUUCUCGCAGAGCGGCCGAGCGAUGUGCAGGGAGAGGACGAAAGGCACACGCGAGCGCUUUCUAUCGAGAUUCGAGUAAUCCAUGCAAUAGGAGCCGAGAUAUAUAUUCUUCAAAAAGAUCAUCCAUUUGAUUCGGUAACGGGUAAGAGAGAGGGGCUACGGUCGAUGGCGUUACUUUAUGUUGUUACUAUUAUUCCUUUUGUUUGCAUUUUUUUUUUCUCCUUUUUAAUUCGCGCAAGUACACCGAGACUGCCAAGCGCCACGUGUACUUGUCGCGAUUUUUCGAGAACGCAGAGAUAUCGCGUAGCGUACCUUUUUAUAGAUGGGUUUUGCAGCGGGACAUGUGAAAAAUUAUCAUUGUUGACCGCAUCGCCAUCGAUCGUGACCUAACGUCGCAACGAGUAACAACGCUCAUAGUUCUACAAAGGCAAUUAAUAAGCGACGCGAGUACCGCAUAUGGAACCAGAUGGAAGGUGCACACGUCAUCUAACGAAAACGUGUCACGCGAGACGAGGUGAGAGAAAGAAAAAAAAAAAGUUCGGUACCUGUCCGUGUAGAGCAGAGACAACGCUAGAAAAUUCCAUUCUCUUUCGUGGCGACAUACCCGUUCGCCAGACCGUACACAUACAUACACACAUACACAUACGCGCGCCCACACAUGGUUUUCUCACCUCAUCUACGCGAGUAGCGUAAACGUUUCGUUGCGAGUUCGGUCAUUCAGGGGGGUUGAAACGACAGGUGAAAAACUCGAACGAAUCGAUUUCGCAGCGUUAACGAAACCACCUCGUCGAUGAAACAGGAUAUAUACUACGAUGAUAAGAAAAAAAAGCAUACACAACCUUAUUACCUCAUUCAUUACGGUUAAAGAUUUAAAUAUGAUAAAGAAAAGUGAAACGAGAGAAAGGAUAAAAACCAACUAAUCUACAAAAAAAAAAGAAAGAAGUCUACCUAAUAUUAAAGUUAUAAUAAUAUACAGAGAAGUUAAGUAACGAUUACACAUUACGUUAUACAUGUUACUACUACUACUACUACUGCUAUUAACUACUACUCCUACUACUACUACUUACCUUCUGCUGCGUACUACAGAGAAAGGGGAUUUUCUUUUUUUUUUCGUUUUUUUUUUUUUUUUUUUUAAAAAGGGAAAAUGAAAGGAACUACUUACUCUAGGUACAGUCUUUUUAUAUCACACAGCACAGAGACAAUUUAAACAAACGAAGAUAGAGGAAAAUACACACGCGCAAGCAAAAUGAAAUAUAAACGAGACUUAAUCGAAAGAAUGUGAGCGAAAACGUGACACGUUCUACAGUUUAGACGUAAGCCAGGAUAUUUCUGACGCCUCUCGGCCCCCCGCGGUCCCGCUCUGAGCCCCUCUCGCGCCGUAAUACCAAAGAAGCGAUUAUGAAGUUUUUUUCGUAUUAGUGAAGUGACAAAAUGCGUGACACGCUGCACUCGCCUCAAGUUCCUUGCAAGAGCCAACAGUGAGAGGGGUCAGAGGACGCACGCGUCUGCGGGGAAGAAUCGACGAGUGGUUAUCGACGUCGGACACACGCCCCGGAAGGAAGGAAACCGACGAAAGAACGUCAUCGGGUCGCUUUGACGAAAAAAAGAUAGUGAUUGGAUAGAGAGAAAGAGCGGAAGUGAGUAGAAGAGAAAGUGGAAGGGAAUCGGACGUUCGAGGAAUACAGAAUAAGCAUUCGAGACGGCCGCGCUGUUGUUUCGUGCUACGAGAAGGAUGUUCGAGAGAGAAUGAAAAAGCGACCGUUGGCACGCACGAGGAAGUUAGCGAACCGCUAGAGCGAAGAGAGUGGACAAGAGAGACGUAUAGAAAGGGGGGAAGAAAAAGGAAUGGAAAUGGAAGCAAGGCCACAAAACUUUUUCAGGGAUUUUUACUUUACCAUGGAUGUAAUAGUGUGUGAGUGUGCGUGUGUUGAAUAAUACUAUUAAUUGAUAAGUGAUUAAUUACUGAUUAGGGCGUAUAUACGGCAAAGGGAAGCGCGAGAUAGAGACAGAUGAUUUAGAGAUUUAGGCUUAAUCGAGGAAAGGAACACGGGAGUAAUUAAGUAUUGGGAGGGGAAGAGCGAUACUUUGACGAGUAUACGGUGUGUGUAUCUCGUGACGAUCGUGUGCCGCUCUUCGCCUCGUGGUGCGCGAGCAUGCGUAUCGCCAGCGAGUUCCUUUCAAAUUAUUGUAUAAGAUAAUAGUUGCGAGAAAUUGAGAACGUACCGACGACUUUCAGACAACCAAACCGUUUAGUCAAGUUAAGCAUCUCAAUGAGAAACAGCGAAGCGAUGAACACAGACUGUUUCGUCGAAUCGAGGAGCGAUCGACCAGGUAUGCUUCCAUAUUGGUACGCUUCCCCAUACCUUUUAUUACUUUGACCAAGCUGUCACGCAAUUGAAAGUCGUUGGUACCGCCCAAGCCGCUUAGGGUAGUUAAAUCCGCGCGUCCACGAAUUCCAAAAACACUCGCAGCGAUACCGCGGCUCCAGGCACGGCCAAUCGAUCACGAUCAUUCCCACGCGACGAGUAUUCGAGGAAUUGAUCAUUUAAAAAAAGAAAAGAAAACAAAAAAAACGCGGAAAACUCGUGACCGAUUGCGCACGACUACGUAAUUCUUUAAGUUCUGAUCUAGGAAACCUACAAAGUACGAGGAUACGGAUAGUUCGCGCGUGCAACGUAUGGGCAGGAAAGCGUUUUCAAUCGUAAACGGAAAGAUCGAUCGCGUAAGAGAUAUUUAAGAGGAAAAAAUGGAAACUAAUGGCUCGGGACUAGAGUAGAGAGAAGGACUUUACACGAUUAUGGGACUUGGGGGAAGUCGAUGAAACCAACCGGACAGGCGAGGUCCUGUUCGGUGAUCUAUCAAUGCGACCAAAAAGAAGAUAAAAUUAACGGACUGACGAGACGCGCGAUCGCCCGCCACGUUCUUUGCAAAAUCGACUGCUUUGUUUCGAAGCAAUUAGGCAAACGCGUGGAAUUUAACGUUAACCCUCUAUUGAUGUUCACGAUGUUUGAUAGUCCUGCAGACUAGCACAUUCGUUCACGAUCAUAUAAAUACCAUCCGUGCAAUAGAGGGUGGUACUUUCGUAUUUACAUUCUAACAUUGGUCCAUCGUCGACGAUCCAAUUGUGGUUAAUUUCGCAAACGAACGUGGCGCGUCUUCGACGCUCAACUUAGAACGCUGAAUCCCUUGUUUGGGGUUUUGCGUCCGACGCGCGCGACGAUCGCUUCCGGUUCACGGAGGAUCGUCGAGCGUCGGUUCAAUUCACGGCAUUCGGUAUGCGUUUAGUACAAAAAUACACGAGUUUAGAAAGCGGGUGGGAAUGAAUUAAUCCAGUUUUGCGAGUGAACCGUGUAGAAACAGGAGGGAAAGAUAUAUCGCGUGUUACAGUUUUUUGUUUAUCGAGGAAGAAUAGAGAGAGAGAUAAAGGGAGAGAUUGAAAAGCGAGAAACUUCCGAGAGUGCACGAAUAUCGUACCCGGUGACUGAUAUCGGGAAAGAUACUCGGAGGUGAACAAAAAAGGCAGAGUUGCUUUUGCCUUGCUCGCGUUUUUUCGCUGCGCACUCGAGGAGUGCAUGGAACGAAGUCAUGAUAAAUGGGAAACGAAGGAAGUGCAAGCUAGCAAGAAACGUGGAGGGAAAGUGAAACACCAGAUUCGAAGCAAAAAACGAAACAAAAGACGAUUUUUAAAGAGAGAAAUAGAGAGAGCGUGGAAUGGAAUAGACGAGAGAGAAUAACGACGCGAGAGUAUAAAAAUGGGAUGGGGAAAGAUGAGAAAAGAAAAUGAAUCUAAGAGUAUAAGUUUAUUUUUGAUACAUUGUUGGGGAGAUCUAAGUGAAUCUUUCUUUUUCAAUUUUUUUGUUAGAUGUUUUUAAUAACUUAAUGAAUUUUAACGAUAUUGAAAGCGUGGCGCGAGGAUGCGAAGGCGAAAACAAGUUUUUUAAUAGAGAUAAGAGAUAAAGAGAAUCGCGAAGGAAGAAGCGGAGAAGCGAGAGCGAAGUGUUUUUCGUAAAAAAAAAAACAAAAAAAGAUGAAACGAGGAAAGAGUAAAUAAUUUAAAGAGUAACGAUUUAAAAAAAAAAAAAUAAUAAUAAUAAAAAUAAAAUAAAAAAAAUGAUGGGAAGUGGAUGUGGUGGAAGAAUUUAAAGAGGACGGCGCGCAGCUUUUUGCGCUGUGCGCGUCUGUCGCUCGCCAGGGGGGAAUAAAGGAGAUUUUAGUCGGAUAAAUUGUAUAAUAUAUUUAAUAUAUUUGGAGGAAAACGGGGGCGCCCGGGUCCGCUCGGCGCGGACGUCACUGCGACGGCUGGCGACAGGACGAUCGGGCUCGCAGUUUUAUGCGACGCGAUUUUUCGUCGAUGUCGCCGCCUGGGAAAGCCUUCCUCGCCCGCAGGCCCUCGCUUCCGUGUUUAUUUAUCGAGCGUAAAUAUUUAAUGAAAAAAAAAAAAAAAAGUAAUAACGAAAGGAUGAAUAACAUUCGUAGAAACGAAGAAAACGAUGAAAGUGCCAAGGAACAAAAACAGUAUGCAUACGUAGAAAAGAAUUCAGCAAA
Hylaeus anthracinus is the source of this 8207-nucleotide messenger RNA. It is a transcript of the gene Imp, whose product is annotated as insulin-like growth factor 2 mRNA-binding protein 2. NCBI's taxonomy places the organism in Eukaryota, Metazoa, Arthropoda, Insecta, Hymenoptera, Colletidae. The coding region runs from base 1644 to 3524 and encodes 626 amino acids. Gene Ontology annotation, molecular function: mRNA 3'-UTR binding. Gene Ontology annotation, biological process: regulation of gene expression; nervous system development. The record is from RefSeq and is a predicted model, not a curated record. Gene Ontology annotation, cellular component: cytosol; cytoplasm; nucleus. The transcript is spliced from 8 exons.